Molecule: messenger RNA, 6497 nt
Organism: Cynara cardunculus var. scolymus (artichoke)
Lineage: Eukaryota; Viridiplantae; Streptophyta; Magnoliopsida; Asterales; Asteraceae
Product: protein ANTI-SILENCING 1
Exons: 12
Coding region: 3339-6038 (899 amino acids)
Molecular function (GO): chromatin binding; RNA binding
Source: RefSeq, a predicted model, not a curated record
UUUCCUUCCACACCUUGAGGCGUAAGCCUCGAGGCGGUCCGAUGCGCAAGCCUCAAGGCGUAAAACAAAUAAAAUUCAUAAAUAUUAAUAGUAAGCAAAACAUAAUUCCAUACCAAAUUUUAAACGUCAUAGAUUCAUAAAAUACUAGUUAUACGUCUAAAAACAUAUCAGUCUACAACUUAUAGUUCCCCGUAGCAUGAUCAAGUUGUAUAGCUCCACACUCGUAUCCAUAAUCACUAUCACUUUUGUCUUCCAAAUCCACAUGAAACAGAAAAAUAAUACGGAAAACUGAAAAUAAUAUAGAAAACAGAAUUUUUUUUUUACCAAAAAACAGAAAGUAUACAAAAAAAACAUACAUAACACAUUAUACAUAUAGAAAAUACAUUAUACAUGAUAUAGAACAUAUAUACUUGACUGAAAUAUAUAUAAUAUAAUAUAAUACAUCAUACAUAAACUAAAAAUAUGGACAAAAACGAAAAAGAACUUACUUGUUAGGUUGGCUAUUGAGAUGGAUAUCUUCUUGAGAGAGGAAAAAGUAAGCAAUGGAGAAGAAAAAAACGUUGUUUGGAGAGGUGUGCGCCUUAGAAACGCCUCACGCCUCAACGCCUCAAGGCACUGCCUCACCAAUUGAGGCUCAAGCCUCGUCGAGGGACCAUGAGGCGCCGCCUGAUGAGCGGUUUUGAACCGCCUCGCCUCGAGGCGUACGCCUCAAAACGAUUUUGAAAACCAUGAUAUGAUCACAAUACAUCUGUUUUUUGAUCACAUUAUAUCUGUUUAGCAUUACAAACCACGAAAUGCAUAUUUGAUCACAUUACAUUUGUUUUUUUAAUUGAAAAAUGCAUAUAAAUGAUUUUUUAUUUUUGCAGUUAACUUAAAUGGCAUUUACACAUAGAUGGAUCAUGGAUGUAAUGUGGUCAAAUAAGAUUUGUUUUAGUAAUGGGAACAAUGAACUAGUCGCUAACCUCUAAGGAACUAAUCAAGGCUACAUUGUUCUUCUAGUACCAUUUCCCAAACCUCUUUUAUUUAUUUUCUCUUUUGUCACAAACUCUCCUCUCUUGCCUCUUUUACUUUUUUCUGUCGAACCAACAACUGUUCUUCAUGUGUUAUAUAUUUAUCUACGUUUAACUUUUAUUUUAUAUGUGCACUUGUAUUAGAUGGUCCCUUGGCACAAUUCAUGCAUCCGUAUAUGACCUCUUUGUAUGUAUGUUGAUGGUUAUAUGCCCAUUGUAUUGUGUACAAUGUCCUAGAUUGAUUCUUCAAUGGUGUAUUUUUUAUAUUUUACUUUUGAGCUAUGCUACCAUAUUUUGUGCCUUCCCUAUGAAUGGUCAAUUGCUUCUUUUAUACCCUUUAUUGGUAGGUAUGUUGGUGAACUAGUUCUUCGAGUUAAAUGAAAUCUUAAGGAAUAGAACACAUACAUAUAUCCCAAAUAUAAUUCAAGCAUGAAGAAAAUAGAAAAUGUGGAUAUUGUAACUCUAUAUAUUGCAUAUAAUUACUAAAUGCAUCUUCUUUAAUGUAUUCUCAUUGACUUACAAAUUAUAACUUUUGCCUAUUUUAUCAAUGGUCGUUUGUAAUAUCUACUCGGCCUUAAAAAAUAGAUACACACAUGUAAACAUUUUCCCCGAAAUAAUCGUAGGAGCUUGUUUGUGAUCACUUGGAUCAACCUCUUAAUGUUCCCUUUUAUAGGAAUAUUAAUGCCUUACUAAAGUAUCUCAUCAACUGCGGAAGAUAUUAUGCUUUCUUGGUUCUAUUGGGUUAGUGUUAAGUAGGUGAUUUAGCCAUCUAUCGAGGGGGAAAAGGAAGCAGGACGACAACUAGUUGCUUUCUGGUGAGUUGCUAACGCUCCUCUCGUUUUACCACCAAACAAAUCUAGUAUAUCCCACCCACAUGUCACGUAUGGGUGGUAAGAUGUAAGUAGACUUUUCCUCAACCUCAAGAGACGAGGUAUAUAGAUUGUUUUCAAGAAGACUUCCUGACUUGCAAAAAAGAUUUGGGAAGCUUAACUAGAAGCCACAAUUUAGAAUUAUUUUCCCUAGAAUUAGAAAGGAAUAAAAAGAGCUAAUAUAUCUCAUCAACCGCAUAUGAUGCUCCAAAAUAAUGUGCCAAUUGACACUAUCUUUAAUGGACGGGGAAGAUGUACAUAGACUUCCCGUAAUAGCAAGAGUUAGAUAGAUUGUUUUUUAGAAGACCCCCUGACUUGCGAAAAAGAUUCGAGAAGCUUAAUUAGAAGACGAAUUUAGAUUUUCCCCCUAGAAUUAGAAAGGAAUACAAAGAUUCAAUCUCACCAACAACAUACGGUGCACUAAAAGUGCCAAUUGAACACUACCUUUAAUGGACGGAUGCUAAUAGUUAUAUGUACCACACACAAUACCUAGAUCGUGCGGCAAUGUUGUUUUUGAGUGAUAUUGUCUAAAAGAAGCAAAUGUAACAAUAAAUAAGAAAGGAAAAAAUGUAAAUAAUUUGAUAUUGAACAUCCAUAAAUUUGAGCACAAUAAAGAAUCAACUAUUGCCCUAGGUACAGUUUUGAAUUUGUUGCAUGUCAAUCUUUCUUCUUUCUGGUCAUAAUUCUUAAAGAUGAUUGUUUAACUUUAGUUAUUGUUGAUGCUUACUUUCCAUAUUAUGAUAAAAAGUCGGUCUGAAAUCUGAUUAUUGACAUGCAAAAAUUAUUAGACGAACGUUCUAUUGCAUAAAUGAACAUACAGGUCGAAACGUUUGAUAGUAAAAGCUAAGACUAUUUAAAAAAGCUACUAACAUAUAAAAUUUGGAACUUCUACAGAACAGUUUAGCUGAAAAAUUUAUACCAAAAGCUUUCAAAAUUCAGCGGUAACAAAACCAUUCAUCAAACAUCAUGACAUUGACAAAGAACCAAGUGUUAAACCAAAUAGCAAAGUAAAGAGACUAAAAAAAGCCAAAAUAAUGAGUAGAAAAAUGUUAUAGAUAUUCUUUUACCAAAUAAACAUCUUCGUAAUCAUUGAUGGGAAGGUGUUUCUUUUUCUAAUGCAUAGUGUUUUAGUUUGACCUUAAAAUUACACCUAACAUGGGAGUUUAGGAACCACAAACUUCGACUUUGUAAUGAUUGGUGGAACCCAUGGGAAAGUUCCAAUUGGUGUUGAGUUGUGUGGUUGAACUAUCAUGUGACCUGUAUUAAGUGGGUGCUCGAAAUCUUUGUCUCAGGGACAAACCAACUUGUUAUUUUUUCCUUUUUCAGUUAUGAAGAUCCAUAGAGUGCUCAAUCGACAGGGUAGGGUCAUUGAGGAAAAUCAUGAGAGAAGUUGAAGUAAUCCAAUGGUUUAGAAUUUUUUGCAUCUACUAUCAAAUUCGUGGAGGGUUGCAUAUUCAAUAUGGAAAAAGUUGAUGAAGAUGCUAGUCUUGAAUUUAAGUGGCUUAAGAGGAGAGGUUUUGGUGGGAAAAAGAAGGAGAUCCAAUUUUAUGAAUCUUUCAUAUACGAUGGAGUAAAAUAUAUGCUAUAUGAUUGUGUUUAUAUGUACAAGGAAGGUUUACGAGAACCUUAUAUUGGCAAAUUGAUAAAAAUAUGGGAGCUAAGGGACAGCAAGACGAAGAAAGUAAAAGUCCAAUGGUUUUUUCGUCCGGAGGAGAUUUCAAAGUGGCUUGGAGAUACCACGACUCUUGAGAAUGAAAUCUUUUUUGCAUCCGGUGAAGGUGUCGGUCUAGCCAAUAUUAAUCCUUUGGAAGCAAUUGCUGGUCAAUGCAAUGUUGUUUGUGUGUCAAAGGACCGCAGAAACCCCCAACCUUCAGAUGAGGAACUCAAGGUGGCGGAUUUCAUAUUUUAUCGUACGUUUGAUGUUCAAAGCUGCAGUAUAUUGGAUAAAAUGGAGGAGAAAGUUGGUGGGCUCGGAAUUGAAUACAUAUUUAACAGAAAAGAGGGUGAAAACACCAGCACUCUCCCUCAAAGUAUCUCUGACCGGAAGGAGGAAAACCAGAACACCACUACUUGCGGGGAAGUACAUCAGCUUUUAACAAAAAGCCUAACCAACAAGCUUAAGGAUGACAAAGAAGAUAUUAAGUUGUCAGCUGAAGUAGAAGUGAAAGUAGAUGCGAAAGGAGAAUCUCAAGGCAAAGAUAUUCCAAAUUUGUUGGCUGAAAAUGAUAGCUGCAUCCUUAAAGCUGACAAGGAUAAUUCAAGGCUAAAGGAUAUGCCCUUCAGUAAAGAUAAGGCUGGUAAGGAUGAGAUGAAAACGAGUAUGGUUCCCAUUCACAAGGUGGAAGCUAAGGAGAGAAACAAGCCUCCUACGGGAUCUGAUAAAUUACAUGAUCGACCAUUAAAGAAAAUUAUGCCAGACGAUAAAAACCCUUCCAAGGAGAAACAGGUUGAACUUGAAGUUGCUGGGGACUCUGACAGAUUGAAGGAUAUGCCCUCCAAGAAAUCUGAGGUUGAAAAAUCCAUCAAACUACCUGUUAAUAAACUGAAGGCUUUGGGAACAACUGGCUCGAGUUCAGAAAUGGGUAAAACUGACAGCUGCAUUGAUAAAGCUGACGAGGAUAAUUCGAAGCUCAAGGAUAUGCCUUGCAAUAAAGACAAGGAUGAGAGAAAAGUGAGCAUAGUCCCUGUUCAUGAGGUGGAAGCUAAGGAGAGAAACAAGACUCCUACUGGAAAUGAUAAAUUACAUGACCGACCCUUGAAGAAAAUGAAGUCCAAUGAUAAAGCAGUACCGAAAGAAAAACAGGUAGAGCUUGAAGUUGCCAGGGACUCUGAGAGAUUGAAGGAUAUGCCCUCCAAGAAAUCCAAGGUUGAGAACUCCAGCAAAUUACCUGUUGACAGUAACUCAAAACAUGAAGAAAAGUUACCGCUCCAUGUUAAGGAUCUGAAGGAUUCGGAAACAUCUGGCACCAAUUCAGAAAUGGGUAAAUCUGAUAGGUGCACUGUUAAAGCUGACAAGGAUAAUUCGAAGCAAAAGAAUAUGCCCUGCAGUAAAGAUAAGGAUGAGAUGGAAGAGAGCACGCUCCCUGUUCAUAAGGUGGAAGCCAAGGAGAAAAAUAAGACUCCUGCGGGAUCUGAUAACUUACAUGACCGUCCCUUGAAGAAAAUCAAGUCCAAUGAUAAAACGACACUCAAAGAAAUACAGGUUGAAGUUCAAGCUGAUGGGGACUCCGAGAGAUUGACUAAUUCCAUAAAACCACAUGGAAAGAAUGGUAAAGUUCUCCUGGAAUCUGACAAGGGAAAGAGUUCCACAAAAGUGACGGAUGACUUGGAAGGCAGGAUGUUGAACAAAACCAGGACUGAUGGCUCUUUUAAGAUGCCGGAUAAUAAGAAAAACAACUCUGUUCAGAAGCUGAGCAUUGAUACCAGUGGCAGUAAUGGCAAAGAUUUGGUAGAUAAGCAACCUAAAGUGGAGCAAUCUGUUGAGAGCAAAAGGAGGCUUUCUAUGAGCAAAUCACCCAAGGUUUCUGGUUUAUCAACUGAUAGAGACAAGAAAACCAUUUACCAGGAAUUCGUGGUCGGUCCAAAGCCAAAUGCUGAUAGAAGCGGUUGGUUCCGGCGACUUCCUUGGGAGGAAAGAUUGAAGAAUGCAUAUGAUCAAGGAACAGCGGUCCUGCUCUAUAAUGUGGAUCCAAAUUAUACUUCCGGAGAAGUUGAGGAUAUAAUUUGGCAUGCUUUAACGGAAAAUUGUGAAGCAAAGAUUCUACAGCGCACUGCAGUAUCUAGCCCACAUUAUGGUCAAGCUCUCAUUUUACUUAAGACGAAGGAAGCAGCACAGAGGGUUCUUGCAAAAUUGGACGAGGAAUGCUUAAUGUUAUCGAAUGGGAGGCCUCUUGUUGCUAUCACUUGUCCUCCUAUCUUAGUAAGGAAAAAUUCCAACUUUUUUGGUCACCUUGCCAUUGAUAAACUGAAACUUCAAAAUCAACGAGAAAUGGAUGAAGCUGUAUCCACGUCACAUUUUUCGCAACCAAAUACUAUCGAAUAUGACAUGGCCAUGGAGUGGUCUUUACUACAAUCACGGUCCAAGAAAUGGUGGGAGAUGAUUCACAAGCAACAAGGAGAUGAACUGAGAAAAGUUAAGACUGCCCUUGUGAAAAAAUGAGUGAAGUUUCAUGGAGUUGCUGCAAAGGAAGAGGUUAUCUGUUCAUAGUUUUCACCACCAUCGCAAUCUUGCAUGAAAUACUUUUCAGAAAAGCGGUACAUUGUACAAUGCCACCUUAACGGAGCCACAGAUCGGUUUUCCCUCGUUUCGUGCUGGUAGUUCUGUAUUGUAGCCAACUCGACUCAUGAAAUCAGCUGUUCUUUAUGGAUCUUUGUUGAAUCCUUGCGGGUUUUUUGAGAUCCAGAAAUAUCAUCAUAGAUUUUGGUACCAUUUGAGGUUGAAGUCCUCCAGUUUUAUAAUGUUUCAUCUUCAUUGUCUUUCCAAUUAGUUUCUAGUAAUUCCAAGAAUUAUGGAGGAACUCUAAUUGCAUUUCUAAAGAAUCAUGGGUUGAUGAAAAUGAACUCCGGGUUGAACUCAACACCCGACCUGAUUCGUCUUUGAAGAUGCGGCCAUUGAGAA